UUGCAGUUGUCAUUCAUAGGAAAGUUCAAGGUCAUGGUCCAUUUCCAAUGGAAUCGCAAGGUUAAAGAUGCCAUUCAUGAGUGGUUUUAGAUUAGAAAUCGGUUCUCUCUUGGGUUACUGACUUACUGCAACCCUUGCAUAAAUCACUCAACGUUUCAGGGAACAUCAGCCACAUUAGCCCGGCCCAAAUCAGAAUUGUUCUUAAGCCCACAUAAAAGCCCACUUAACUUGGGCAUGGGAACGUACAAAUUGGCCCAACCCAAUUAACAUCGUUCAAUUGGAUCACAAACUUAGCAUGGGUCGGGUGUAUUCUCGGGCUGCUCUAGACCGAACCAGAUUUAACGUGCGCUGGAGUGGCGCAAAUCAGUAUCUGUAACCGUUAAUGUUUUUCAACUUUUCAGAGCAGGUAAGGCGAUUCUUAAACCCUAGCUCUCUGCUAAUUCUCUGAUUCUGUGCAGUUUGGUUUGUAACAAUGGCAGAUAUCGUCUUCAGAAGUUUGUUUCCUUCGAUACAAAAGCAUUUUAUUUCAACAUCUGCAGCAUUCUAUUCUUCUUCCGCCUCUGUUUCACGGCCUUUCGCCGUCGAGUACCUAAUGAAUUCGUGCGGGCUUCCUUUAAAAUCGGCCAUCGCAGCCUCCAAUAAGAUUCUUCUAGAUGAAAAAAACCUCAAGAAGGCCGAUUCUGUGCUUGAUUUGUUGAAAUCUCGUGGUUUCAGCAGUACACAGAUAGCCAAAUUGAUCGGAAAGCGCCCAGCGUUACUUCACUGCAAGGUAGAAGGUAACCUCAAGCCUAAAAUUAACUUUCUCGUCGAAAAUGGCUUCAAGGGUACGUUGUUGCCGCAGCUGAUUGUUAGGAAUCCGAGAAUUUUGCUUAGAGCACUGGAUUCUCAUAUUAAACCAUCUGUCGAAUUUCUGAAGGGAUUUAUUGAUAAUGAGGUGAAAUUUAUUGCUGCUAUUGGGCGUGCAUCAUGGUUGAUAAAUUUUGAUUGGAAGGGAACAGGGAAGCCCAAUAUAGAAUAUUUGAUCAGUGUGGGAAUGCCCAUUAGUAAUAUAAGUAAAUUUAUUGUGUUGCAGCCAAGAUCUUUGCUGCAAAAGCCUGAUAGGAUGAUUUAUGCUGUGGAAUGUGUCAAAAAAAUGGGCAUUGAACCAUGCACUCCCAUGUUUGUUCAUUCUCUUAGGGCGAUGUUAUCUAUGAGUGAAACAACUUGGAAAAAGAAAUUUGAGGUAUUGAAGAGUCUUGGUUGGAGUGAAAACCAGAUUGUUUUUGCUUUCAAGCGAAACCCAUUCUGUUUGGCUUGUUCAGAGGAGAAACUCAGACGUAAUACCGAUUUUUAUUUGAAUACUAUGAAGUUGGACUUGGACACAAUAAUUUCAUACCCUAACCUUCUUGUGUUUGGUAUUGAUCAAAGACUUCGGCCUAGAUAUAAUGUUAUCAAAGUUCUGCAGUCGAAUAAUCUGCUUGAGGGGAAAAAAAAGAUUGUAUGGCUGUUUACACUGAGCGAGAAGGAUUUCAGGGACAACUAUGUACUCAAGCACGUGGACGAAGUCCCAGAAUUACUGCAGAUAUAUGAUGUUACAGGCAAGAAGAAAAGGAAGGUCAUGUGAUACGAUGGUGAAGAUUGAAAGGAUGAGGUGAAUGCACUUCCCAUUUUGUGGAGGCUAUGUUAUCAUGUACUUGAUGGCUUACUUGGAUGCUGGGCUCUGUUCAGAAAUGCACAGAAUGGUAUGGACUCAGUCCAGGUUUAAUUUUCUCAGUUCAUGAUAAAAAACGGAAAACAAGGGAAUGCAGAGUUAUGUGCGAGGUAAUUGUUUUGAGUUAAUAGCACCGGUAAUGAUGCUCUUUUAAAUGGUUCUUUGUCAGAGGCUCAUCAGCUUUGUGAAUUUGCGCUACUCAUUAAGUGGGGCUCCUAUGUAUCAGUAAUUGAGCCCUCUGGCUCACUAACUGCAACGACGCGCUUGGCGUAAAUGUCAAGAAACUAUUUAUUGGAUAUUUAUGAUAUAAUCAAUCCCAUUGUACUAUUAUAAUAAAGUAGAAUCUUCGUGCAACAGGUUUGAUUGGACUGUAAAUUGGUUGAAUCUAGCUAAGAUUAGGAAAAGAAGAAGAGAGAAUUAGGAUUUUUGGAAUGAAAUUUGCAGCAGAUUUCCUUAUGAUAUUUGCUUCUGGUGCCAAGUAUAAGCAUUUGGAAGACUAGUUGAGUUUUCUAUGCUUUUCUAUAUUUAUAUUUUGUAGAAGCUCAUGCUGACUGUCUGUAAUGGAACUGGAAGUUGAUGUGCAUUCAUACUGGUUUUAUGGAUUUGAUUUUGAAUUUUGGUUUG
Messenger RNA from Tripterygium wilfordii, 2314 nucleotides. Its product is annotated as transcription termination factor MTERF8, chloroplastic-like. Gene Ontology annotation, cellular component: chloroplast. Bases 473 to 1603 code for a protein of 376 amino acids. Gene Ontology annotation, molecular function: double-stranded DNA binding. The record is from RefSeq and is a predicted model, not a curated record. NCBI's taxonomy places the organism in Eukaryota, Viridiplantae, Streptophyta, Magnoliopsida, Celastrales, Celastraceae. The transcript is spliced from 2 exons. Gene Ontology annotation, biological process: chloroplast organization; regulation of DNA-templated transcription.